AUGGAGCAGAACCAGCUGGACCGAGAAACCUUGUCCUGUUCGAUCUGUCUGGAUCUACUGAAGGAUCCGGUGACUAUUCCCUGUGGACACAGCUACUGUAUGAAGUGUAUUAAAAACUUCUGGGAUGAAGAGGAUCACAAAGGAAUCCACAGCUGCCCUCAGUGCAGGGAGACCUUCACACCGAGGCCCGUUCUGAAGAAAAGCACCAUGUUAGCAGCUUUAGUGGAGCAGCUGAAGAAGACUGGACUCCAAGCUGCUCCUGCUGAUCUCUGCUAUGCUGGACCUGAAGAUGUGGCCUGUGAUUUCUGCUCUGGAAGAAAACUGAAAGCCAUCAAGUCCUGUUUAGUCUGUCUGGCCUCUUUCUGUGAGAAACACCUUCAGCCUCAUUAUGAUUCAGCUGCAUUUAAGAAACACAAGCUGGUGGAGCCCUCCAAGAACCUCCAGGAGAACAUCUGCUCUCGUCAUGAUGAGGUGAUGAAGAUGUUCUGUCGUACUGAUCAGAAGUGUAUCUGUCUUAUCUGUUUAAUGGAAGAACAUAAAGGCCACGACACAGUGUCAGCUGCAGCAGAAAGGACUGAGAGGCAGAGAGAGCUGGAGGUGAGACGAGAAAACAUCCAGCAGAGAAUCCAGGACAGAGAGAAAGAUGUGAAGCUGCUUCAACAGGAGCUGGAGGCCAUCAAGCACUCUGCUGAUAAAACAGUGGAGGACAGUGAGAAGAUCUUCACUCAGCUGAUCCGUCUCAUCCAGAAAAGAAGCUCUGAUGUGAAGCAGCAGAUCAGAUCCCAGCAGGAAACUGAAGGGAGUCGAGUCAAAGAGCUUCAGGAGAAGCUGGAGCAGGAGAUCACUGAGCUGAAGAGGAAAGACGCUGAGCUGAAGCAGCUCUCAGACACAGAGGAUCACAACCAGUUUCUCCACAACUACCCCUCACUGUCAGCACUCAGUGAGUCUACACACUCAUCCAGCAUCAAGAUCCGUCCUCUGAGCUACUUUGAGGAUGUGACAGCAGCUGUGUCAGAGCUCAGAGAUCAACUACAGGACAUCCUGAGAGACGCAUGGACAAACAUCUCACUGAGACUCACUGAGGUGGAUGUUUUACUGUCAGAACCAGAACCAAAGAGCAGAGCUGGAUUCUUGAGAUAUUCAUGUGAAAUCACACUGGAUCCAAACACAGCAAACAGUCGUCUGUUACUAUCAGAGGGGAACAGGAAGGUGACAUUUAUGAAUCAACCUCAGUCUGAUUCUAGUCAUCCAGACAGAUUCACUGAUUAUCUUCAGGUUCUGAGUAGAGAGAGUCUGACUGGACGUUGUUACUGGGAGGUGGAGAGGAGAGGAAUAGUUUAUGUAGCAGUCGCAUACAAGAAUAUCAGCAGAACAGGAGAAGGGAAUGAAUGUUUAUUUGGAGCUAAUGACAAAUCUUGGGCAUUAUAUUGUUCCCAAGGAGGUUAUAAAUUUGGUCACAACAACAUCUGGACCUCCAUCUCAGGUCCUGGUUCCUCCAGAGUAGGAGUGUACCUGGAUCACAGAGCAGGUAUUCUGUCCUUCUACAGCGUCUCUGAAACCAUGACUCUCCUCCACAGAGUCCAGACCACCUUCACUCAGCCGCUACAUGCUGGAGUUUUCAUGCAGCCUGUGGAAAACACAGCAGAACUGCUCCUUAUUCCAACACCAAACACAUUUAAUCCCACUUUGGAUCGUCUCACCAGAACAGACACACAGACUUUGUUCUGAUGAAGCGUUUCAAACACCCACAAACAGCAGAAUGUCCCAUUUCCCUUGAACGCAGCUUCUGCUGAGUGUUUUCCAGGCAGAAAGCUGAGCAGGUGAUGGAGAAGGUGUUGCAUCGCUCCUCAGAGAUUGGACUUGUUCUGAAGACGCAGAACCAGAGAGACGCUGCCAGAAUCCUCCCAACAGUCCAACACUAAUGAGCAAAAGGUGCUGCCAUAAAAACUGAAGUUGUUUUUACCAUCAUCAAGUAGAAACAACAUCAGGACCAGACGUCUGAGGAAGAGCUUCCACAUCAGAGGAGGAUCUCUGAAACUUAUGACUUCCUGUUCAGGGUAGAAGUAGACCAGCUAUGUCACUAGAAAUACACGAUAUAUCUGCCGUAAAAUCAGAAGCUAGCUGAAUAUUUCAAUAUCUGUUGUAUAUUUAUCGGUUCUUCGUUUUGAAAAAUGUCAUGAUGACAUUACACUGAGCUUAAUUGGAU
Messenger RNA from Fundulus heteroclitus (mummichog), 2206 nucleotides. Its product is annotated as tripartite motif-containing protein 16-like. Bases 1 to 1728 code for a protein of 575 amino acids. The record is from RefSeq and is a predicted model, not a curated record. The transcript has 2 exons. Gene Ontology annotation, molecular function: zinc ion binding; protein binding. NCBI's taxonomy places the organism in Eukaryota, Metazoa, Chordata, Actinopteri, Cyprinodontiformes, Fundulidae.